UUUUGGGAGUGUAAAAUAUUACUAUUGUAUGCGCUACAGUGGACUAGUACCCGUUUUGCUUAGAGUGUGGGCUAAUUCCCCUAGUCUCUGGCGGGAAGUGGGUUAUGGCGAACUCAGCGACUGUUACUCCGUGCAGUACCCCGUCCAUCAAUUGUGUAAUCAAUUGCCCGGCAAUUCGAGUGUCUCUCAGACCCGUGGCUACAAAUUUGAUAUCAGAGCCAUGACUAUCGCACUCUACGAACUCCUAGAUAUGGAUCCUUCCCAGAACUUUGAUCGGUGUGCGCACGGACAACAUCGAGCCGCACCCAAAAGAAAGGAUCCAAUGGUUCAGAUGUGCAUGACUAUCAAAAACAGAAGCUUAUACGGGGGUGCCCAGAAGAGAAAAAGGAAGAAAGAAAGAAAAAGAAGACGAUCUACUUACCGUUCUUUCUCAAGAUUUUCACUACACAGGCACGCGGCAUGAGUGGAACAUGAUUACAAAGAAUGCUCCAGUCCUCUGUGGAUCUCCGGUAUUUAUUACCCACAACGAUCGACGCCGCGGUCUCUUUUGAGUCUUGAGACGGUUGAAUUUCUGAAAUUGUCUGUCUCCUCCCUCCAGUUUCGGCAGCCACUAAUGCAAUUUUCGUGAGGAGCUCUUCUCUCUUUUUCCGCGGGAAGAACUUAUCUUGAGGGAGCAAAGAGAGGAAAAUAUCCCAUUAUGCUUGACGUGAAAAUCUGGCGCGGUUCGUAGGGCGGUUCAUUCCUAUCCUUGCCCAGUUCCAGCAGCUAGCCUCUGAGCACUACGUAUGCGCCUAAUAUCCAAUUUGCUCUUGUCUAGUUAGUGGUGGCAAGUCCGAACUACUCCUGUUUCGUGGUCUUCUGUUCAAUAAUUUCUUUCAGCCUGAGAGCCCACACCACUUAUGCCACAAUGGGCCCAGUUCAGCCCCUGCAGCUGCGGCGAAUUGCAGACACCGGCUGUUUGGAACCCCUUUGGUCCAACGGUCACCUUUGGCCAUUUCUAACUGGGCGACUUUUUAACCCUGUCAGCUCGUGGGAAGGUUAUCUAACGUCGGAUUACGAGAGCCAAGGAAAAUUACUAGAUACCUAGUCCAUUUCUCCUCGAUUCCCCCGCAGCCCAAAAUCACAUUCGUGUCCUUCCCUCUCUUGGCAUGGGGCCUCGUGUCUAGAGUUUUCAGGAACCACCAGGACCAUACUCAGGGCCCAAUGGUCUGGUCCCUUUUAUGGAACACUUUUUUUUUUGAGAUUCCCCUUGGUUGUUCUUUUUUUUUUUUUUUAACACAU
Molecule: messenger RNA, 1281 nt
Organism: Aspergillus alliaceus
Lineage: Eukaryota; Fungi; Ascomycota; Eurotiomycetes; Eurotiales; Aspergillaceae
Exons: 1
Coding region: 29-463 (144 amino acids)
Source: RefSeq, a predicted model, not a curated record